Cadophora gregata is the source of this 945-nucleotide messenger RNA. RefSeq lists its product as uncharacterized. The transcript has 6 exons. Bases 1 to 945 code for a protein of 314 amino acids. NCBI's taxonomy places the organism in Eukaryota, Fungi, Ascomycota, Leotiomycetes, Helotiales, Ploettnerulaceae. The record is from RefSeq and is a predicted model, not a curated record.
AUGACUGAUGUUGUUUCCGCCAUCGGGUUACUGGGCACUGCACUUGGUAUUGUCUCCUUCUUUCAAUCCAACAUCGCAGGUGGUGCGGCACCGCAAGGCCCUGUGAUCAGAGUUAAAGCUGGAGGGCCACGAAACGACGAUGAUGUCAGCCUGGGGGGCAAAAUUGCAGCUACGUAUGGCUGGAGUAGCCAGAACGAUUAUCUCGGCCAAUCGGACAGCGGCUCUAUGGGGAACGCGGGCUUUUCGGAUUUCAUAGUCGACUCUUACGAACCAGGAACUGUUGCUGCGUAUGUUGGUGUUGCUUCGGACGACGAUGGCGUGUGUAUCGCUUGGAUUACAGAUAAACAGCUUGACGAUACAGCUGGUGGUGCAUGGACCGGCGACAUUGGAAAACAGUGUGGGCAAGUGGUUUACUACCAAGCAGAGCAUGCGGGACGUCUACCUGAUGGCGGAGACUACUACCCCUGGUGUACUUGGAUAGAUAAAGAUCACUCCGAAGACGUAACCACUGCAGCGUUGAAGUUCAAUGUCUUUGCCUAUGGUGAACAUGUAACCGACACCCUUACUAAUGAUAAGGCAUGCGCGUCCACUCUGUGGGGUCCGGAUAGUGGCCCGAUACCUGGACAGCCUGCUAAAAGAUCUUACAACAAGCCGCGUAAGGCAUGGAUGGAGAACCAGCUUAUUGUCUCCACCAUUGACUCACACCAGGCUAUGGAGCUCUGCAAUACUGAAAACUCCUGGGGUCCAGACUUCGUCGGAUCAGAUGGCUACUUCUGCGACAUGGGCACUCACACAGCUCUCCCGCUAUGUUCGACCAAAGAUAUUGAUGGCUGCGUUAAUGUCGAAGAUGAAAACAAAGCCGUUGUCAAGCGGUCCAUCGGGCCGAAGCGUGCGGUCAAUGAAGCUUUCAAGCAGUAUACCAAGAUCACGAACUGGUCCGCUUGA